AUGCCCACUCUAUCAGUCCCGCUAUCACACACACCGCCAUACACUCUCCUCGCGCUGGCUCUCCUCAAAGGAGCAGACGUGAAAUGGGAGGACGCGAGCAACGAGCUGGCUGAGCCUAGCUAUGAAGGUAUCAAGGGGACUGAGCAGGUCCGCACGGCGCUCGAGGAGGGUCUGCCAGGCAAGGAGAUCCCCUUGCCAGCUCUACCGAUUAUGCUCGAGAGCAACACCGGGUUCAAGGAGGUCCAGGGUAUUCUUGACGCUUUGGAUGAUCACUUGGCCUACAGGACCUACUUCUAUGGCUUCAGCUUUGGCUUUGGUGACGCCACCAUCUGGGGUACCAUUCGAGGCAACACACCCGCUACCGGCUCCAUGAAGAAGCCUGGACGCCCUCACCUCUCCCGGUGGUUCAACCACGUCGAGACGCAGCAUGUGCCCCGUACGGUGCUCGAGAUGGCUGCCAAGUCUCGGGCGGAUAUGGACAAGGGCAAGAAGGCGAAGCGGACCGAGACUGUUGAUGUGGUCUUGCCGAACGCUAUCCCUGGGAAGGUCGUCGUGCGGUUUGCUCCCGAGCCGUCAGGAUACCUUCAUAUCGGUCACUUGAAGGCGGCUAUUCUGAACCGAUUCUUGGCCGACCAGUAUCAGGGGCAGUUCAUCCUCCGAUUCGACGACACCAACCCGCUCAAGGAGGAGGGCGAGUUUGAGGACGCCAUCAAAGAGGAUCUAUCCAUGAUUGAGAUCGCCUACGACAAGGUCGUGCACACCUCGGACCACUUUGCCAAGAUCCAAGACUACACCGAGAAGUUGAUCAGGCAAGGAGAUGCCUUCAUGGAUGACACAGACGCCGAGACUGUCAAGGAGCAGCGCCGAGCUGUCAUUCCCUCCAGGAACCGCGAUGCAUCAAUAGACGACAACUUGGCUCGGUUCAGGGAGAUGCUCACUGGCUCGGAGGAAGGCAAGAAGUGGAGUCUGCGCGCCAAGAUUGACUUUGAGCAUAAGAAUGGAACAAUGAGGGAUCCGGUCGUGUAUCGCUGUGUCGAGGGGUCACACCACAUCACCGGGACCCAAUUCAAGGCUUACCCUAUGUACGAUCUCGCCUGCCCCAUUAUCGACCACAUCGACGGCGUCACCCAUGCCCUCCGAGCGAACGAGUACUAUGCCCGUCACGAGCAGUAUCAGUGGUUCUUGGAGAAGCUGGGUAUGCCCAAGAUCGAGAUCUUUGACUUCAGCCGAAUUGACUUUGUCUACACUGUGCUCUCCAAGCGAAAGUUGAAGUUCUUGGUCGAGCAGGGCGUGGUGAAGGGAUGGGAUGACCCUCGAUUCCCUACCGUGCGAGGUAUUCGAUCUCGCGGAAUGACCGUCAAGGGUCUGAAAGACUACAUUAUCGGACAGGGCGCAUCGCAGAUGCAAAUGCAGCUUGAAUGGGAUGGGGUCUGGACGCAGAACAAGAAGGUCAUUGACCCGGUUGCGCCUCGAUACUGGGCCAUCGCCGAGGAGAACAUGGUCGAGGUCGAGCUUACCGGACGGGAGACAGAGGAGUAUGUUGCCGAGAGCAAGCCAUUGCACAAGAAGGACCCAAAGAUUGGGGAGAAGAAGCUGGUGUACGCCAGCAAGCUGAUCAUGGAGCAAGAGGACGCUUUGUCAUUCGGCGACAACGAGGAAAUCACAGUCAUGGACUGGGGAAACGCCUUUGUCUCCUCCAAAACCGGCUCAUCACCCAUCACCUCGCUCUCCCUCAAACUCCACCUCGCCGGCGACUUCAAAAAGACCUCCAAAAAAGUCACAUGGCUCGCGGCUCCUACCGACGACUAUCCGCUCAUUCCCGUCACGCUCAUCGAGUACGAUUACCUCAUUACCAAGAAGAAGCUCGAGGAGGACGAUAACCUCACGGAUAUUGUCAACCCCAAGACCGAGUAUCGGGUCAAGGCGCUGGCGAGUCGGGAGGUGGAGGGGUGUAAGAAGUGGGAUAUCAUCCAGUUUGAGCGGAAGGGAUUUUAUAUCUGCCAGGGGACGAAGGAUGCCGAUGGACGGAUGGAGUUUGGGUUCAUUCCAGAUGGCCGGCUUCAGACUGUCACGCUCAAGGCUACACCCGCUGCCGAGACCGUCAAGACCGGAGGCGCCAAGGGGUCGUGGGGCAAGACACCGGCACCCAAGGCUGCCGCAAAGUCUACUGAGGCUGGCGCUGCCGCACCGUCAACCGAGGCCGGGGUCAAGGUGUACAAGUCGAACGGGACGAGCGGGUUCGAUAUCCCCGUCAAGGGAAGCAUGUUUGCUACUGACAAGAUCUAUGGAGAUGAGGCAGUCCAGGUCCCAUCCAAGGCCGACAUGUUCAAGGUCGAUCCAAUCUACGAGCAAUGA
This is a messenger RNA of Dioszegia hungarica, 2355 nucleotides long. RefSeq names its product tRNA synthetases class I, catalytic domain-containing protein. The record is from RefSeq and is a predicted model, not a curated record. Gene Ontology annotation, molecular function: glutamate-tRNA ligase activity; ATP binding. The transcript is spliced from 14 exons. Gene Ontology annotation, biological process: translation; glutamyl-tRNA aminoacylation. The coding region runs from base 1 to 2355 and encodes 784 amino acids. Gene Ontology annotation, cellular component: methionyl glutamyl tRNA synthetase complex; cytoplasm; cytosol. NCBI's taxonomy places the organism in Eukaryota, Fungi, Basidiomycota, Tremellomycetes, Tremellales, Bulleribasidiaceae.